AUGCGCUCCAAGUUCAAGGACGAGCACCCAUUCGAGAAGCGCAAGGCCGAGGCCGAGCGCAUUCGCCAGAAGUACAACGACCGCAUUCCCGUCAUCUGUGAGAAGGUCGAGAAGUCAGACAUCGCAACCAUCGACAAGAAGAAGUACCUGGUUCCUGCCGACCUCACCGUCGGCCAGUUCGUCUACGUUAUCCGCAAGCGCAUUAAGCUGUCGCCCGAGAAGGCCAUCUUCAUCUUCGUCGAUGAGGUCCUACCGCCCACAGCCGCUCUCAUGAGCUCGAUAUACGAGGAGCACAAGGACGAGGACGGCUUCCUUUACAUCACCUACUCGGGCGAGAACACGUUCGGUGAGGCGAUUUAA
Messenger RNA from Macroventuria anomochaeta, 360 nucleotides. RefSeq names its product light chain 3. The record is from RefSeq and is a predicted model, not a curated record. The transcript is spliced from 3 exons. Bases 1 to 360 code for a protein of 119 amino acids. Gene Ontology annotation, molecular function: phosphatidylethanolamine binding. Gene Ontology annotation, biological process: cellular response to nitrogen starvation; macroautophagy. Gene Ontology annotation, cellular component: autophagosome; fungal-type vacuole membrane; cytosol. Lineage: Eukaryota; Fungi; Ascomycota; Dothideomycetes; Pleosporales; Didymellaceae.